Messenger RNA from Phyllostomus discolor (pale spear-nosed bat), 3278 nucleotides. RefSeq names its product ADAM metallopeptidase domain 8 (gene ADAM8). Gene Ontology annotation, molecular function: metalloendopeptidase activity; cell adhesion molecule binding. Bases 78 to 2627 code for a protein of 849 amino acids. Lineage: Eukaryota; Metazoa; Chordata; Mammalia; Chiroptera; Phyllostomidae. The transcript has 24 exons. Gene Ontology annotation, biological process: positive regulation of cellular extravasation; inflammatory response; regulation of cell-cell adhesion. The record is from RefSeq and is a predicted model, not a curated record.
CCCUCCCUAUCUCCAGAUCCCCCUCCUGGGACCCCAAGCCCCCAGAACCCCAGACCCCAAGUCCCAGACCCCCAUCCAUGCCCCCCGUCCCCCGGGUCCCGGCUCUCACCCGGGCCAUGUGCCGCCGCGGGCUGUGGCUGCUCGGAGCGCUGUGGCUGCAGGUGGUCGCCCCCAGCGCCCCGCUGCCCCACGUGGAGCAGUACGAGGUGGUGUGGCCCCAGCGCCUGCCGGGGUCCCGGACCCGCCGAGCACCGCCCUCCGGCUUGGGCCUGCACCCAGAGAGCGUGAGUUACGUCCUCAGGACCCGGGGGCGCAACGUCACCCUGCACCUGCAGAAGAACAGGGACCUGGUGGCCUCGAGCUACACGGAGACCUACACAGCUGCCAAUGGCUCCCAGGUGACCCAGCCGCUGCAGGGGCAGGACCACUGCUUCUACCAGGGCCACGUGGAGGGGCAGCCACACUCCGCUGCCAGCCUCAGCACCUGUGACGGCCUCAGGGGCUUUUUCAGGGUGGGCUCAGACGUCCACCUGAUCGAGCCGCUGCCGGGAGGCGGGGAGGAGGGGCAGCACGCACUCUACGAGCCCCAGCACCUGCGGCAGGAGGCCGGGACCUGUGGGGUCAGCAACACCAGCCUGGACAGCCUCCUGAGCCUGCGGACCUCCGCCGCCUUCAGGCCCCGGAACGGACCACGGUCCCAAGAAAUCCGCUACGUGGAGCUGUAUAUGGUCACAGACAGCGCAGAGUUCCGGCGACUGGGGAGCACAGCGGCCGUGCGCAGGCGGGUGCUGGAGGUGGUGAACCACGUGGACAAGCUGUAUCAGGGGCUUGGCUUCCGGGUGGUCCUGGUGGGCCUGGAGAUGUGGACUGGCAAGGACGAGAUCGAGGUCAGCUCCAACGCCGAAACCACGCUGGACAACUUCCUGGCCUGGCGGACGCAGCGCCUGGUGGGGCGGCACGCCCACGACAACGCUCAGCUCAUCACCGGGAUCGACUUCAACGGCAACACUGUGGGGCUGGCCAAGGUGUCCACCAUGUGCUCCCGGCACUCAGGGGCUGUGAACCAGGACCACACCAAGGACCCCAUCGGCGUGGCGUGCACCAUGGCCCACGAGAUGGGCCACAACCUGGGCAUGAACCACGACGAGAAGGUCCCGGGCUGCUACUGCCCCUCGCCCCCCCGCGACGGCAAGUGCGUCAUGGCGGCCAGCAUCGGGUUCCCGUACCCCAAGGUGUUCAGCCAGUGCAGCCGGGCCGACCUGCAGACGUUCAUGGAAAACCUCCCGAAAACCUGCCUGGCCAACCAGCCCGACCUCGACCGCCUGGUGGGCGGGCCCGUGUGCGGGAACGGGUUCGUGGAGCGCGGGGAGCAGUGCGACUGCGGCCAGCCCCAGGACUGUCAGAACCGCUGCUGCAACGCCACCACCUGCCGGCUGGUCCACGGGGCCGAGUGUGCCCACGGCGCCUGCUGCCACGAGUGCAAGGUGAAGCCGGCCGGCGAGCUCUGCCGCCCCCGGAAGGACGCCUGUGACCUGGAGGAGCACUGUGACGGCCGCCAGCCGGCCUGCCCGGAGGACGCCUUCCAGGAGAACGGCACCGCCUGCGAGGGGGGCUACUGCUCCGGCGGGGUCUGCCCUACACGGCCCCAGCAGUGCCGGGACCUGUGGGGGCCAGGCAGCCGGGCCGCGGUGGAGCAGUGCUACGCCUACAGCCUCCUGCCGGGCUGCCGGAGCGGCGGCCCCGUCGGCUCUGCCGGGGCCCCGUGCGGCAUCCUGUUCUGUGAAGGUGGGCAGGUGCCCCGGGGGCGGAGCUCCUGCACCAUCUCCAACACUUGCCAGGCCCUGAGCCUGGAGGGCAGCCCCGAGUACGAGCGUGUGCUCGACGGCACCAAGUGCGGCCACCAGAGGGUCUGCUGGGGGGGGCUGUGCCAGGACCUGCACGUCUACAGAACCAGAAACUGCUCCGCCCAGUGCAGCGGCCGCGGGGUGUGCAACCACAAGGGGAAGUGCCACUGCAGGCCGGGCUGGGCCCCACCCCGCUGCGCGGAGCCAGUGGCAGAAGCUCGCACAGCGCCCGAGAGCCUCCUGGUGCCCGUGCUGGUGCCCAUGCUGCUCCUGCUGGCCCUGGGCCUCGCCCUGGCAGCUGUGGUUGCCUACCGCAAGGCCGGGAGCCGCAUCCGACGGAGCAGGAACAUGGCGCCCAAGACCACCAUGGGGCUCUCCAACCCCCUCUUCUACCAGGGGGCCAGCAGGCCAGCAAAGGGCACAGCUACGGCUGCCCCUGUAGGCCCCCCAGAGCUGGUCCCCACCACGCGCACCGCCCCCAGCCAGCCCUCCAGGCCCACAGCUUCUGCAGUGACCUCUAAGCGGCCACCCCCUGCUCCUCCCGCCACCAUGUCCAGCCCGCCCUUCCCAGUCCCUGUGUACACCCAGCAAUCCCCAGCACAGCUCCGACCUGCUCCUCCCUCCAAGCCCCUCCCGGAGCUGAAGCCCAGACAGGCGGUCAGGCCGACCUGCACGCCCCCCGUGCCACCAGUCAAGCCCCAGGCCCAAAGGGCCAACCCUGGACCCACUGAGGGAGCUGUUGGCCCAAAGGUCGCUCUGCAGCCCCCGGCCCAGAGGCGGUGAUGGCUGAGCUCAGAGCCUUGCGGGCAUCCUUAGCUGCAUCUUGGGUGCACCCGCCGCCUGCAUCCUGUUCCUGUUCAAUGAGCCCUAUGCCCUCCUCCACCGAGCCCGUCCCGCUUGGUUCACUGAGAAAUCACAGCAGAAGAGCCACUUCCUCGGGCCCAAGGUCCCGCUUUAGCACCCCAGGGUCACAGCCCAGGGCCUCUGGGUCAGGACUCUGCCUCCGUUCCUGACCUUCCCCGCGUGCUGGUCACGCUUCGCUACGCCGACGGGGCAGGGUCAGCCGCGGUGGCCUGUGCGGGCGUCUCCCGACGGCCAUGGCCUUCCCCAGCGUGCGGAGGAGGCUCCUGCACCCGCUCCCCGCCGCUCCGGGGCUCUCCAGGCGGAAGGCCCGUGCGUGUGCACUCGUCUGUGAGCCCACGCUUGUCGCAGGAAGACCCCGCCGCCGCGCCCAGGCUGCAAGCCCCUCCCUCUUCGGGGCCUGUUUCCCUGAUUCCCUGAUAUUUAAGAAGGAAAAGCUAGUUUUUACUAUUAAAUUAUUGAUCAACUUCUAAAGGACCGGAUGCAUUUUAUUGGAUGGAAGCCCGACAAGGUGGAAUUCAAUUUGUAGGAUUUAAGGGUCCAAUGCUUGUUAAAAUAAAACGUGCCCUGUAC